This is a messenger RNA of Arabidopsis arenosa, 530 nucleotides long. NCBI's taxonomy places the organism in Eukaryota, Viridiplantae, Streptophyta, Magnoliopsida, Brassicales, Brassicaceae. The record is from the annotation of a GenBank genome assembly.
GAUUAGCAAAUAGAAAAACUCCCAAAGCUUCACUCCGUAAACCCUAAUUUUCCGAUGUCGAUCUUCGAGUACAAUGGAAGUGCCGUCGUAGCUAUGGUAGGGAAGAACUGCUUCGCUAUAGCCAGUGAUCGGAGGCUUGGUGUGCAAUUACAAACCAUCGCUACCGAUUUUCAGAGAAUCUCUAAGAUCGACGAUCAUCUCUUCAUCGGACUUUCCGGCCUCGCCCCCGAUGUUCAGACAUUGUACCAGCGACUCGUAUUUCGUCAUAAGUUAUAUCAGCUUAGGGAAGAAAGAGACAUGAAGCCAGAAUCUUUCGCUAGUCUUGUAUCUGCCAUUCUUUAUGAGAAAAGAUUUGGUCCAUACUUGUGUCAACUUGUGAUUGCUGAAUUGGGAGAUGAUAACAAACCCUUCACUUGCACAAUGGAUUCGAUUGCAGCCAAAUUCUAAGGAUCCGAGAUGGAAUCGCCAGUCAAAUCUUUGUUGAUGUCAUGAAGACCAAUAUGAAUGGAAAAUGAAAAAGAGGUUAUUUA